Messenger RNA from Nymphaea colorata (pocket water lily), 3160 nucleotides. RefSeq names its product putative 12-oxophytodienoate reductase 11. The record is from RefSeq and is a predicted model, not a curated record. NCBI's taxonomy places the organism in Eukaryota, Viridiplantae, Streptophyta, Magnoliopsida, Nymphaeales, Nymphaeaceae. The coding region runs from base 54 to 2111 and encodes 685 amino acids. Gene Ontology annotation, molecular function: FMN binding; oxidoreductase activity. The transcript has 9 exons.
GCGCGCUUACUUACGUUGGUAGUAGUGAGAGAAACAAGAGAGAGAGAGAGGGGAUGGCAGCCAUGGCUGCUGCACCGACAGAGCAACCACUCCUGACUCCAUACCAGAUGGGAAAGUUCUCUCUUUCUCAUAGGGUGGUGUUAGCGCCAUUGACAAGACAAAGAUCCUAUGGGAAUGUGCCUCAGCCUCACGCAAUCCUGUAUUAUUCCCAAAGAACUACAAAGGGUGGCCUUCUGAUCAGUGAAGCCACAGGUGUUUCAGACACUGCCCAAGGCUAUCCUGAUACACCUGGAAUUUGGACAAAGGAGCAAGUAGAGGCAUGGAAGCCAAUCGUUAAUGCUGUUCAUGAGAAGGGCGGUAUAUUCUUUUGCCAGAUUUGGCAUGCUGGAAGAGUUUCUAACUACGGCUUUCAGCCUAAUGGGCAGUCUCCAAUCUCAUCUACUGAUAAGCCACCAACAAGUGAUCCAUUGGGUGCAUCAGAGUUCUCCCCACCUCGUCGGCUAAGGACAGAAGAAAUCCCUCAAAUUGUCAAUGACUUGAGACUUGCUGCCAUGAAUGCUAUUGAAGCUGGCUUUGAUGGAAUUGAGAUCCACGGAGCUCAUGGAUAUCUGUUGGACCAGUUCAUGAAGGACAUGGUGAAUGAUCGGGGAGAUGAAUAUGGAGGCAGUCUGGAGAAUCGGUGCCGCUUCGCGCUAGAAGUAGUCGAAGCCAUUUGUCAAGAAAUUGGAGCAGACAAAGUUGGCAUAAGGCUUUCACCAUUUGCAGAUUAUUUAGAUUCAGGAGACUCAGAUCCGAAGGCUCUCGGGCUUUACAUGAUGAAAGCACUGAACAAGUAUGGGCUUGCCUAUGCACAUCUGGUGGAGCCGAGGAUGGUCACUCCAGGAGAUCCAUCAGAAACUCCACACAGUCUGUUUCCAUUGAGGAAAGCCUUCGAAGGGACUUUCAUUGCUGCGGGAGGAUACAGUAAGGAAGAUGGAGACAGAGCAAUUGCUGAAGGCCAUGCAGAUCUAGUUGCAUUUGGUAGACUGUUCUUGGCAAAUCCAGAUCUGCCUCGAAGAUUCGAGCUAGAUGCUGCUCUCAACAAGGUGGUGCUAGCACCAUUGACAAGACAAAGAUCCUACGGGAAUGUGCCUCAGCCUCAUGCAAUCCUGUAUUACUCCCAAAGAACUACGAAGGGUGGCCUUCUAAUCAGUGAAGCCACAGGUGUUUCAGACACUGCCCAAGGCUAUCCUGAUACACCAGGAAUCUGGACAAAGGAGCAAAUAGAGGCAUGGAAGCCAAUUGUUAAUGCUGUUCACGAGAAAGGUGGUAUGUUCUUUUGCCAGAUUUGGCAUGUUGGAAGAAUCUCUAACACUGGCUUUCAGCCUAAUGGUCAGUCUCCAAUUUCAUCUACUGAUAAGCCCCCAAGGAGUAACCAAUUGGAUGCAUCAGAGUUCUCUCCACCUCGUCGGCUAAAGGCUGAAGAAAUCCCUGAAAUUGUCGACCACUUUAGACUAGCCGCCAGGAAUGCUAUUGAAGCUGGCUUUGAUGGAGUUGAAAUCCAUGGAGCCCAUGGAUAUCUGUUGGACCAGUUCAUGAAGGACAAUGUGAAUGAUCGGACAGAUCAGUAUGGAGGCAGUCUAGAGAAUCGGUGCCGUUGUGUGCUAGAAAUAGUUGAAGCCAUUUGUCAAGAAAUUGGAGCAGAUAAAGUUGGCAUAAGGCUUUCACCUUUUGCAGAUUAUUUAGAUUCAGGAGACUCAGAUCCGGAAGCUCUUGGGUUCUACAUGAUGAAAGCAUUGAACAAGUAUGGGCUUGCCUAUGCACAUAUAGUGGAACCGAGGAUGGUCACUCCUGGGGAGAGAUCUGAAACUCCACAUAGUCUGUUUCCAUUUAGGAAAGCCUUCAAGGGGACUUUUAUUGCUGUUGGAGGGUAUACUAAGGAAGAUGGAAACAAAGCAAUUGCUGAAGGUUAUGCAGAUUUAGUUGCAUUUGGUAGACUGUUCUUGGCAAACCCAGACCUGCCUCGGAGAUUCGAGCUAGAUGCCCCUCUCAAUAAGUACAACCGGUCUACCUUCUCUAUAUCAGAUCCAGCCAUCGGGUAUACUGAUUAUCCAUUUCUUGAAGAGGCCUAGACUCUACAUGUUCAUCAAACAAAGUUAUAGGGGAGGUGUGUGUAUGCACACAUUGUGGAGCCUAGUCCUGACAAAAGAUUGGGACUUCCAUGAAAGGACAUGCAUUCGUUUGGAUCUGGGUAUGAUCAGGACCGAUUUAUGCUGUAUUUAGGGCCCUGGAGGUACACAACUGCAGACCUUUAUUUUGAUAUGUAUUGAUGUUUUCUUGAGUCUCAUGUAAUUUGUGUUUUUAUGUUUCAAUGAAAUUAAGGCAAGCCUAAGAGAUUGAGGACAACUUGACAUUUUUAAGAAAGGUCGUUGUGCUUCUUGUUGAAGAUUACCAUUUAGACUUGGCAUUAAAUCACAUGAACUUGGUUUUAUAUUGAAGAGAAAGGCAUGAAGGUCUUAUUAAAUUUAAUCUAGACUUACAUCUGAUAAUAUGUAUGGGCGAUACAUAUGCCAUUGUGUUCCAUGGAGCUCAUCAAAAGAACUUGUAGUUGAGUUCCUCACAUUAAAGAUGUUCCUAUCUGCAGCCUCUGUGGCAUUUGUCUGUAGUUCUGUUUGCAACCGAGCUUUGGAUGUUGCAUUUCUGAUAUGGACAAGUUUUCUUUCUGCCUAUGGCUUUUAGAAAAGUUUGGGUUGAAGUCUUCUGUAUUUUGUUGUCUGGACAGGAUUACACCUUCUCCCUUCUCUCUUUCUGGUUCAGGCAUAAGCAAGCUGAGAACCGACAGACUCUUGCCAUAUGCCUAGUUGCACCUGAGAUAUCGAGCUCUUCACCUUCUUCAACCUGGUCUUAGGUCCAACCUUUUAGUCAGUCAGAUGGAUCUCUUAUUGUUUGUUUACAGAAAAAAAGUAUGAUUUCCUGGAUCUUUUUUUCAGGAACUAGACCUCAAGAGGAAUAAAAUGAACUGAAGCUUUCUCUCUCAUGAAAUUGGAUUGGUUGCUCCAUCGGAUAGAACACUGGCAAUCUAUUUAACCUCCGGUGUUCUUCAGUUUGAUGAUAUAGAUGUGAAAUUUUAAUGGUUAUGGCCAAUAUUUUAUCUCUUCACUAAUAAAAUUUCCAUUAAUGU